CAAGUUCAGUAGUUGCAAAGCCUCGUGGCAAGAAGAAGAUACAUAAUGCACAUUUGAAUCGCAUAGAAAAAUUAGAAAGCAACACAGUAGGCGCAUUAUUCCUGCAGCUUCCUAGAGGCUAUUCCAGGAUGUCUCGCCCUCAAAUCAUGACCGUCUUCCUCGGCAUCGCGGUGCUUGCUACCCUUGUUCUCACAUCCGAGGGCCGCAUUUCUCGGAAAGACCUAGGCAUCGACCUAGGUGGUGGUGGUGGUGAUGGAGGUGGCAUUGGACUUGGUACGGGGACAGGGAUCAGUAUUGGCAUUGGUGGUGGCAUCGGUGGUUCUGGCUCUGGAUCGGCAUCUGGGUCGGGUUCAGGGUCAGGAUCUUUCUCUGGCUCCGGUUCAGGCUCAGCCUCAGGUUCUGGGUCUGGCUCAGCAUCAGGUGCUGCUUCAGGUGCAGGGUCGUCAGCGGGUUCUGGUGCGGGAUCAUAUGCUGGGUCCGGCGCAGGUUCAGGAGCUGGGUCUGGUGCAGGAUCUGGUUAUGGUCAAGGGCAAGGUGCUGGUGAAGGCCAGGGCCAAGGAUCUGGAUAUGGUGAAGGUCAUGGCUCGGGCCAUGGACAAGGUUCGGGGUCUGGCUCAGGCUACGGCGAAGGUCAUGGCCAAGGAAGUGGCUCUGGUCAAGGAUCCGGCUACGGUGAAGGUUAUGGCUCCGGAUACGGUCAAGGCUCUGGUCGAGGUUCCGGCUAUGGGGAAGGCUAUGGUUCCGGUUACGGCCAAGGCUCAGGCUCCGGGUACGGUGAAGGGUACGGUGAGGGCUCGGGAAGUGGAUAUGGAGAUGGUUCGGGCUCAGGCUAUGGCGAGGGACACGGCUAUGGUUCCGGUUCCGGACAUGGCAAAUAAGAAUAUGAAGAAGAGUCUGCUAAGUGUGUGUGUGAUCGCCAGUUUGCCACUACUGUGUUCUCUGAAACUCUGACGUCCUCUGUGUAUCCCAUAAAUAAGCACGUGUGAUAAGUGAUGGACAACGAAUGUCAUGCUUAUUGUUUUUACCAGAGCAGUGCUACAAAACUUACGUGAUCUUUAGGUA
Phragmites australis (common reed) is the source of this 1062-nucleotide messenger RNA. RefSeq lists its product as uncharacterized. Lineage: Eukaryota; Viridiplantae; Streptophyta; Magnoliopsida; Poales; Poaceae. The record is from RefSeq and is a predicted model, not a curated record. Bases 129 to 878 code for a protein of 249 amino acids. The transcript has a single exon.